UCCCUCGCAGUUAUUUUUCGUGGGCUGAAUGCCGCAGCCAGCAGCCACGCAAGCAGCAGCUCUCAGAAUGGGAAGUGUAUGACCCAGCUUCUGUAUCAAUGGGCGAGUUAUCAGCUGUGUAAUUUGGUUUUGGGAGCACUUUGGUUUCCCGACGAAUGAUGCGAUGAUGGGAUUCGAAGGAACGCGAUGAUUUUCGCAGGUGGGCUCGUGCUUUCGGCCAAAGGGCAGUCCAGUGCGUCCUUCUGGAAACCCAAAGUACGAGGAUGGAGUGGGUGUUACGCAGGGCGGCGAAGUAUCUCGACAUCGGCUCAUAUACAUUUAAGUAUGACGCGCGGCUUCCUCGGUUGUUGCACCAGACGUUUGCUAAUCUAGAAACGCACCAACAGCAAACAUUUGGAGUCCGUAGCCAUUUUGGCUCAAGCAUUGAUUGCCAAAUCAGAGCACUCAACAGGGUUCUUGUGUUCCUGCAAACUGGACUUCCGAUUUCCUCUUUUUUGCCCAGCACAAUUUAGCGGGAUGGUGGCCGCUUGGAAGGCGGCACGGACCACUUUUCUGGUGAUGGUAUUCACGCCCUCGAUCGAGGCCCUCCUCCAACGCAACGACGCGGGGGCCGCGCCGUCGCCCAGGGGACCGUCGACGAUAUCGAUGUGGACGCACGAUACCGCCGCCCUCGAGAGGGAGCUCGCUAAGCUCAACGCCACGGUCGACGCGAAAACUGUCGAGAAGAAGAAGAAUAAGAAGAAGCUGGACGUGGGCACCCACACAUCCUCGUACACAUUGCUUGGUGAUGGAGAUUGUCGUUGCACUGGCGAUGGUGCUGUGGACCGUUACGUUUCGUCGGCUUGGUCCGACUUGGGUUACGAUGUAGCGGACUGUCAGGAUGUCUGCUCCAGCUACUCGUGGUGUCAAGCUUUCCAAUUCGGACAUGGAAUCGGAGGAUGCUAUAUUUAUGCGGCGCCCAACACUGCCAGCAUCCGGCCCGCAAGCAUCACCAACUCUCAGAGUGGUCAAGCUUUUCGAGAUUUGGAUUGUGAAGUCACGGAGGUCAAUCAUAUCCAGGGCCAGUGCUAUUUGAAGGUGGCCGCUCCUCCGGCUACGCCCAGCCCGACGCCCGGUCCCACGCCCAGCCCGACGCCCAGUCCCACGCCAGCGCCCACCUCGGCGCCGACAGCCGCGCAGGCCACCACCCCUGGCGGGGCUGCUGGGGGUGCUACUGCCGUUGGGGAUCCUCACUUGCAGAAUAUCCAUGGCCAGCGGUUCGACUUGAUGAUGCCCGGCAAGCACGUGUUGGUAAACGUCCCUCGCGAGUCGGACGCCGAGAACGCACUGCUUCGGGUGUCGGCCGUGGCGAGCAGACAAGGCGGAGAGUGCCAAGAUAUCUACUUCACGGAAGUGAAUAUCACGGGAUUUUGGGCCUACGCGCAACGGGCGGGGGGGUACCGCCUCCGAGCGCAGCGCGAGCGCAGCGGCAGCGGUAAGUGGUUCGCAGUGGGCAAGGUCUGGCUGAAGGUCGUCAAUGCACACACCGACGCUGGCACCCCGUAUCUGAACCUCUUUGUGAAGCACUUGGGGCGAACAGGGUUUGCUGUCGGAGGUCUGCUGGGUGAUGGUGACCACGCUGGCGUGAGCGAGCUCCCGGCGAGCUGCUUGAAAAGGGUGAGCCUGCAGCGCGUGAGCAGCUCAGUUUCGUCUGCUGCCCCUAUCGCUAUUGCGACCUUUGCGUGACCAAUUUUUCACCGUUCCGGUUUUGUAGCGCUGUACCUCAACCCCCACGCUGUGGUGUGCAACGCGUUCCCAAUCGCGUUCCUUCUGUUCAUCCUCACACCAUUGUGCGAGUUGACAACGCGCGCGCACUGCUGCCAUGCGUCUGCCCGUGCCUGUGUUUAUACAAACAAACACCAACAUUUGCUUUAGGCCUGCCAUGGCCCGUGACGUUGUGUUGUGCACCUGCCAAGUGUUUGGACGGGAGGAGCACGUCAGAAUAUUGACCGAGAUCGACAAGGAGCUCUUGAGUAGCAUGCUGGAGCAUUUGUACAAUCGGGCCCAGUGGCCAGAGUGCUACUGCGGCAACCUUCUGGGCGUUCCACGGGACGUAACCGAUAUGACUGGUCUGGUGACGUGUUGCAAGGGUUGUGGUCUAUGGACUUGGUAGAUGCGAGACGUCAAGUGUCAGGCGCUUGGAAUUUGGAUGCGGUGCGAAUAG
Messenger RNA from Prorocentrum cordatum, 2203 nucleotides. The record is from the annotation of a GenBank genome assembly. NCBI's taxonomy places the organism in Eukaryota, Dinophyceae, Prorocentrales, Prorocentraceae.